This is a messenger RNA of Xyrichtys novacula (pearly razorfish), 1386 nucleotides long. The record is from the annotation of a GenBank genome assembly. NCBI's taxonomy places the organism in Eukaryota, Metazoa, Chordata, Actinopteri, Labriformes, Labridae.
AUGGUGUCAACUAUACUCGAUGAGAAAAGUGCUGAAAAAUUGAAGGCUGUCCCGCUGUCCAAUGACACAGUUGCAAGACGAAUCAGUGACAUUUCAGAUGAUCUUGAAGAACAACUCUGUGAGAAUCUGAAAGACAAACGCUUCGCCUUACAAGUAGAUGAGGCAACUGACAGCAAUAAAGACUGCUUAUUAAUUGCUUAUGUGCGCUUUGUCAUGUCUGAGUCACUGCAUGAGGAUUUGCUGUUUUGCAAAUACAUAAGAACCAGAGCAACAGCUGAUGAGCUCUUUAAGCUUCUUGACAGUUACCUGACAGAGCAUGAGCUGAAAUGGGAGAACUGUAUUGGCGUUUGCACGGAUGGUGCACAGACCAUGGCUGGGAAAAAGCAGGGAUUGCAGGCACUAAUCAAGCAGGUCUCGCCAAAUGUGCAAUGGACGCACUGUCUCAUACACAGAGAAGCGCUUGCAUCAAGGCAGAUGAGCCCUGAAUUAAACGAGGUCCUGACUGAUGCUAUUAGAGUGGUCAACUUCAUCAAAACAAGACCCCUGAAAGCGCGGCUGUUCUCCGCACUUUGUGAUGAGAUGGGAGCCACACACUCAGAUCUGCUGUUUCACAGCGAGGCCAGGUGGCUCUCCCGAGGCAAAGUGUUGUCACGAGUCUUUGAACUCAGAGAGGAAAUUCGGGUGUUUUUGGAGGAAAAUGGCAUGCAUGACGUUGCCAGCAAGUUCAGUGAUGAACAAUUUCUGAUGAAACUGGCCUAUCUCAGCGACAUAUUUGGAAAGCUGAAUGAAUUAAAUCUUCAGCUUCAAGGCAGAGACAAGCAUCUUCCUCACCUGGCAGACAAGAUCAGCGCAUUCACUCGAAAACUGGAGAUGUGGGGCAGGCGACUUGAUCAAGGAAACACUGAUUUCUUUGAGAAUCUGAGUGAUUCUUGCGCCACCACAGUGAUUCCAUAUCUCAAGGAGCACAUUUCUUCUCUGAGAAGAUUCUUUCAAAAAUACUUCCCAGACAACAGUGUGCAGUAUGACUGGCUGAGAGAUCCAUUUAACGCAGCAGCACCAGCUGGUCUCAGCUCUGCUGAAGAGGACCAGUACAUUGAGAUGACCUCAGACUCCACCCUGAGGAUGAAGUUUACAGCACAGACACUGAGUGAAUUCUGGCUUGGUGUGGAGAGGGAGCAUCCACUCAUUGGGCAGAGGGCUGUGGGCAUUCUGCUUCCCUUCGCCACAUCCUAUCUCUGUGAGAUAGGCUUUUCUGCUGUUGCCUCACUAAAAACAAAAUACAGAUCCAGGCUCAACAUUGAACAUGAAUUGAGAGUGGCCGUAUCAAGCCUGCAACCUCGAUUUGAAAAGAGGUGCAGCACAAAACAGGCUCAUUGCAGCCAUUAA